Leguminivora glycinivorella is the source of this 4549-nucleotide messenger RNA. RefSeq names its product lysosomal alpha-glucosidase-like. NCBI's taxonomy places the organism in Eukaryota, Metazoa, Arthropoda, Insecta, Lepidoptera, Tortricidae. The record is from RefSeq and is a predicted model, not a curated record. Bases 444 to 3803 code for a protein of 1119 amino acids. The transcript is spliced from 21 exons. Gene Ontology annotation, biological process: carbohydrate metabolic process. Gene Ontology annotation, molecular function: alpha-1,4-glucosidase activity; carbohydrate binding.
UUUGGUUGACGGUCUAUAUUUACAAAAGAAACGAAAACGUAUUCAAUUGAUCGUCCAAAAGCAGCAAUGUAUUAGAAAUUGUAUACAAUCGUGUGUUAUAUUUAUGUAGUUUGUAGACCUCUUUAGCCAACCUAACAAUAUUUAGAAAGCAUAGACAAUUACCUUGCAAGUGAUUGCAAGCGAAAACACUGACCUUUUCGUUUUCGACAGAGUAUAUUUUCGAUUUGACGUUCUUAUCUUCAGCAUUUUACGGUAAUCCUUUUCCAUUGCGGAUAGUGCGUAAAUAAAAAACAUAAUUGAUAUGAAAGUUUGGUUUCUAUAGAAAUAAUGAUAUCUAAUCGAUUCAGGAAUAAUGAUUGGCCAAGUUACUGUUAAGCUUCGUGUCCAUCAAGUGUAACUGAUUCUAAAAUUAGAUGGAGUUUCGGCGCAUUUAGGAUUAAACAAUGCCGAAGGUGCCGUACAAGUCGUCGGACCAGCCCAAUCGGGACGACGAGGAUUAUGAGAUCGUGUCGUUUGAGGACUUCUGCGACAAGUCUCCGGGAUCGAAAACAGAUUUAUUGACUUUGAACGACAAUAUCAACUAUCGCAUUUGUUACGAGGGCGAGAAGCCAGUGAAAUUUGUGGAUGAUGACGGUGGGACGAGCAGCAGAGACUUGGAGCAGUUGGAAACCUCCCUGAACGGCUCAAAGGUCAGCUUCAAGGAGCGGUUGUCAAACUUUGCGCCGUUUGGGAAAGCGUCGAAGACGACGAGAGCGUCCCCGUUCAGUGGAGUUAUACCGAAGGCUCGGGCUGAAAGCGACUCUCCAAGGGAGCAUAGAUACCAACGAUUUUCGUCCCAUCGCAACAUAUGCCAGCGCGUGUGUGACGGCCUGCCUUGCUACGGGUCCGGGCUCAUACUGGUUGUAAUAGUGUGCGCGCUGUGCGCAGGCGCCUGGUGGGCUGUCUGCGGCGCCGUGGGCGGCGCGUGGGGGGAAGAGCACUACCGACGAUUAUGGGAGCGAGCACACCCGGACAACGUGAAGAAACCACCGGCACCAAUCACAUACGAAAAGAUCCUGCCUGAAUUCCGCUACCACGACCACAACAACUUAAGCACGAAGAACAAGCUGAACGCCACGGAGCUAAAGAAGAAACCCGAUCUCUACAAGAAGGCGUACACGGAACGACCGCCCGAGGUGAUGAGCGACAUCUGCGCGCAGAUCGAGGAUAACAUGAGGUUCGACUGUUUCCCGCAAGAUGGCGCUAAUGAGAAAGAAUGUGUGCAACGAGGUUGUUGCUGGCUCCCCGCUAAAACGCAAGGCGCGCCAUAUUGCUUCUACCCCCCACAAUACGACACGUACCGUUUUGUGAAUAUGACUGAAACUAAACACGGGACAACGGCGUACUACCAGCGAAUGCGACCUUCCGGUUACCCUGGCGACUUUGAAGUGGCUAGGAUGGACUUUAAGUACCUGUCGGAUGAUGUUCUACACAUUAAGAUCUACGACGCGGAAAACAAGCGAUUCGAGCCCCCCUACCCCGAAAUCCCUAUGGUCCCGGAGCCUAUCGCGAACCUCAAGUACCGCGUGCAGAUAGAGAGCGCCACUGUCGGCUUCAAGGUCAUCAGGAACUCUGACAACGUCACUCUUAUAAACACUCAAGACGUCGGCGGUCUCAUUCUAUCGGACAAAUUCCUGCAACUCUCGGCCAUUCUGCCCUCGUCGCAGAUGUACGGCCUCGGCGAGCGGCAGUCGCGCUUCAAACUCGACAUGGGCUGGAAAACGUACGCUAUGUUCAACUACGACACAGCGCCUACUGAGAAUACGAACCUUUACGGGACGCACCCGUUUUAUUUGAACCUGGAGCCCAGCGGAAACAGUCACGGCAUGCUUCUGCUAAACACUUACGCCAUGGACGUGAUCCUGCAGCCGGCACCGGGUAUAACGUACCGCACCACUGGCGGGUCGCUGUCGUUGUUCCUGUUCGCGGGCCCGGCGCCCGCGGCGGCCGCGGCGCAGUACUCGCGGCUGCUCGGCCGCCCCGCCAUGCCGCCCUACUGGGCGCUGGGCUUCCAUCUCUGCAAAUUCGAUUACGGCAGCUUAAACGUGACUCGAGACGUAUGGCAGAAAAAUAGGGAUGCUGGCAUUCCUUUUGAUGUGCAAUGGAACGACCUAGACUAUAUGAACAACUCGAACGACUUUACGUACGACAAGGUGAAAUACGCGGGUCUGCCGGAGUUCGUUGACGAACUGCAUAAAGACGGGAUGCACUACGUCGUGCUUAUUGACCCCGGCGUGAGCGCAGGCGAGCCGCCGGGCGAGUACCCUCCCUUCGACCGCGGCGUGGAGCUCGACAUCUUCAUCAAGAACUCCACCCAGCAACCUUUCAUCGGCAAGACAUGGAAUAAGAUAUCGACAGCCUACCCCGACUUCACGCACCCUAGCGCCACCGCGUAUUGGGUGGAGAUGAUGACCAGUUUGCACAAGGAAGUGCCGUUCGAUGGAGCUUGGAUUGAUAUGAAUGAGCCAUCUAACAUGCUAUCGGGCCCCCUCCACGGCUCCUGCGCCCCAGAGGACCUUCCAUACAAGCCCCAUACAUCAGGAGCCGACGGUCUGCGCUCAAAAACCAUUUGUAUGGACGCGCAGCACUACGCCGGGACACACAGAGACUGGCACAAUUUGUACUCGCUCACUGAAGCCAUCGCUACGGACUUCGCGCUGACAGAGAUUCGCGGCAAGCGCCCCUUCAUCAUCUCCCGCUCGACGUUCGCGGGCUCCGGCCGCUACGCCGGCCACUGGAGCGGGGACGUGUUCAGCGAGUGGCACGACAUGGCUAUGUCCAUACCUGAAAUCCUAAGCUUCAGCCUGUUCGGUAUACCGAUGAUGGGCGCCGACAUUUGCGGGUUCAACGGCGACACUACAGUGGAGCUGUGCAAGCGGUGGAUGCAACUAGGGGCCUUCUAUCCCUUCUCACGGAACCACAACUCUGACCGGUCCAUCCCUCAAGACCCAGUGAGCCUGGGCCCCGAGGUGGUGGCGGCGAGCAGGCAGGCGCUGCGCACGCGCUACCGGCUGCUGCCCUACUACUACACCAUGUUCUGGCGCGCGCACGUCGCCGGGGAGACCGUGGCCAGGCCUCUGUUCUUCGAGACACCCGAUAACCCGGUGACUCACGACAUAGACGCCCAAUUUCUCAUUGGCCCGUACCUCAUGAUAUCGCCCAUACUGGAACAAGGAGCCAGGACCACAAGGGCCUACUUCCCUGGCGUGUGGUACCACCUGCAGGAUGGCUCGGCCCUGGCGCAAGACCAGUGGAACACGCUGGAUGAAAACCAGACGGUUUCUGUCCGGGGUGGCGGGAUAAUCCCGCUGCAGGCGCCGCCCUUGGGCGCGGUGAGCACGGCGCGCGCGCGCUCGUCGCCGCUGCAGCUGCUGGCCGCGGCCGCCGCGCGCCGCGCCGCCGGCGCGCUGUACUGGGACCACGGCGACACGCUCAAUAGCUACGAAGAGAAGCAAUACAGCCACAUAGAGUUCGUCCUCAGCUACACUGAGCUCAAGAGCGAAGUCCACUGGUGGGGCUUCGGGGUCCCCCCCCUCAACAAGGUGACGCUACUCGGCCAAGAGCUGCCCGUACAAUCCGUCUCCAUCAACAACGCACCCUGUGUCAAGACUUGUCAGUUCAGCUAUAAUGGUCAAACUAAGGUACUUGAGAUAUAUAAUAUGACUCUAGCUUUGGACAAGCCGUUCAGUAUUAAGUGGAGUUUUAAAAUGAUGACGCCGUUUGUGAACAGAGUGGAGAAGAUUAGGAACGGUACGAUUAAUUGAACAAAAUAGGGUUGUAGGUUGGGUUUUAGGGAUGGGAAAAAAACGCAUGCUAAAAUACUCAAAAUUGCGUUUUUAAUAAAAUUUAAAAUCGACUGAGAGUUAAUAGCUCUCGGACUUUGAGACUUUGAAACUUCCUGUGCUUGUAUUAACUAAAUGUCAUAGACGGUACCUUUAAAAUAACAUUUUCACCGGCGAGGCUGUCAAAUCUAGUCAAAAAUUGCCACCAAGUUACCUUUUGUAAUAAAGUUCAAAGUCUGAGAGUCCAUAGAGUUGAGAAAAUUAGGAAUGAUACGAUCAUUUGAACGGUAAGAGCGUUCGACUUUCCGGGGUCGUGGGUUCGAACCCCGGCUCGUACUAAUGAGUUUUUCGGAACUUAUGUGCGAAAUGUCAUUUGAUAUUUGCUAGUCGCUUUUCGGUGGAGGAAAACAUCGUACUACGUGUACGAUUGUUGCUAACGCUCAAAAUCAAUUAAGAAAAGUAGGAUGCGUUCAUCGAAAAGUUACUCUAUUUUAACAAGAGCUCUUUUUGUGUAUAAGAAUCCCUUGUAGAGAUUACUAGAGCGCGUUUCAGAAACGAUUUUGUACGUUUCUCGGUAAAGUUCAAAAUUAAAUGAGAGUCGUGGAAUUGAGGGAUUGUGCAUUUUUUGCAUUUUGCAAAUUACGUCAAUAUUGUAGAAUUUUAUAAGAAAAAUCUUAGCUGUCGUGUAGGAUAAAGUUACCCUUAUAAGGUACAGUCGCGUUCAAUAA